This is a messenger RNA of Penicillium oxalicum, 1050 nucleotides long. RefSeq lists its product as uncharacterized. The record is from RefSeq and is a predicted model, not a curated record. Bases 1 to 1050 code for a protein of 349 amino acids. The transcript has 2 exons. NCBI's taxonomy places the organism in Eukaryota, Fungi, Ascomycota, Eurotiomycetes, Eurotiales, Aspergillaceae.
AUGGGUCUGAAGAUGGCAGAACUGCAAUCCCUACCUUUUGCGCCCGGCUUCGAUUACUUCUCUCCGAAGCCCGCACUGGAGCCCCACUCGGACGCCCCGUGCCUCCCGUUCUGGGCCCGCUCGCCCGCUUGUGCCCAGAACUUGCUCGACUGCUCCAACGAGCCCAUCGAGUACGAUCACGACGACGAAGAUUACAGCGACAACUGCUUCUUCUUCCCCGAGGACUGCUCGUGGACUCCUCCCAAAGACUGGGUCGUGGAGGCCCACUGUCAACCUGCCGAUUCUACCCCAGACUCCCAUCCCGCCACCACUCACCUUUCCUCACAUUCGCGGGCUGGCCAGGACGCCGCCGACACCAUGAUUCCCGGCCUACCUGAUAUCAAGAUGCUGGACUCGGAGGCCCUCGGUGACCUGCUGGAGGAUAAUCUGUCGCCCCCCGAAAUCACCACUAUGAUUGUAUUUGCGACCAACGGCGCCGUGUUUGCCUAUGCAUCCUCCCUCCCCUCGCGUCAACUUCGUAACCUCAGCUCGACCUACGGGGCCGCCUACACCUGCUACGCAAAGACCGCAUCCAGCGGGAACCUGACGGGAGUGAACCCCGCAAGCCAUCCAUCGUCAUACGUGACCGCUCCAUCAAUGUCGCUGGGCGACGUCGGAUCAAUCGUCUUUGAGUUGGAUGACUCGGUGGCCGUUGUGACGCGGGUCGCGGACAAGGUUCUCCUGGCGGCGGUGGGCCCCAAGCACCUCGACGAGACCGAGGCGGGUGCAGCUGGUGAUCUGCCGGCGCCUGAUGGCCCCGUAGACACGACAACUGGCAAUGGGACAGCGCCGGACGAGGGCCCGGGCAGCCAUGUCUCCAAAGCCCAUGCCACAAAUGGUGCGCCCGCGUCCCAGCACGAGGUCGACCGUAGCGCCGAUCUGUCGCGUCUCGCCAGCCUCAACCUCUCAGCUUCUCCCUCUGUAUUGCUCGCCUUGGAGUCGAAAUGCGCCGCGCUGGGUCGAUUCCUGGCCGACAAAUUGAAUGAUCUGGAGAGCCCGGAAGACUUUUGA